Molecule: messenger RNA, 408 nt
Organism: Penicillium robsamsonii
Lineage: Eukaryota; Fungi; Ascomycota; Eurotiomycetes; Eurotiales; Aspergillaceae
Product: GFA family protein
Exons: 2
Coding region: 1-408 (135 amino acids)
Molecular function (GO): carbon-sulfur lyase activity
Source: RefSeq, a predicted model, not a curated record
AUGCCUACAGGAUCAUGUCUAUGUCACAACCUGAAGUAUGAUUAUACCUCAGAGCCCGUAACGAAGGCAACAUGCUACUGUCUAUCCUGUCGAAAGAUCAGCGGCGGAACAAACACAUUGAACCUGUUGAUCCCAGAGGACAAAUUUCGUGUCACUGAGGGCACUGCCACAAGCUAUACUGAGAUGCACGAAAGUGGCAUGAAAUUGACAAUCAACUUCUGCAGCAAAUGUGGUUGUUCUAUCUAUAAGACGCAUGAAAAGUUCCCAGGGAUGAUUGUUAUCUUAGCAGGAACACUCGAUGGACCCGACGCACUUGAACAAUCUAAGCCAGAGGCAGAAUUAUAUUCUCAACAUCGUGUUGGAUGGCUGCCAGAUUUUAGUUGGGCAGAACGGAGAGCGGAGUUUUAA